Molecule: messenger RNA, 2003 nt
Organism: Platichthys flesus (European flounder)
Lineage: Eukaryota; Metazoa; Chordata; Actinopteri; Pleuronectiformes; Pleuronectidae
Product: glycerol-3-phosphate dehydrogenase [NAD(+)], cytoplasmic
Exons: 8
Coding region: 75-1130 (351 amino acids)
Biological process (GO): carbohydrate metabolic process; glycerol-3-phosphate catabolic process
Cellular component (GO): glycerol-3-phosphate dehydrogenase (FAD) complex; cytosol
Molecular function (GO): NAD binding; glycerol-3-phosphate dehydrogenase [NAD(P)+] activity; protein homodimerization activity
Source: RefSeq, a predicted model, not a curated record
CACACUGCAGCAAAGACACACACUCACACAUACACACACACUCACUCACUCUCUCUCAGCAGCGGCUCCUCACGAUGGCAGCUCCCAACAAAGUGUGCAUCAUCGGCUCUGGAAACUGGGGUUCUGCCAUUGCCAAGAUAGUGGGUGCCAAUGCCACGCAGAAUCCAAAAUUCGACGACACCGUCAAAAUGUGGGUGUUCGAGGAGAUGGUGAACGGGCGCAAGCUGACGGAGGUGAUCAACACCGACCACGAGAAUGUGAAGUACCUGCCCGGUCACACGCUUCCAGCAAACGUGCUGGCCGUCCCAGACCUGGUGGAGGCGUCCAGUGACGCGGACAUCCUGGUGUUUGUGAUCCCGCACCAGUUUGUCGGGAAAGUGUGCGACACCAUAAAGGGGAAGAUCAAGAGCGACGCACUGGGGAUUUCUCUCAUCAAGGGCGUGGACGAAGGACCCGAUGGACUUAGACUCAUCUCUGACGUGAUCCAGGAGAAGCUGGGCAUCACCAUGAGCGUCCUGAUGGGGGCCAACAUUGCCAACGAGGUUGCUGAGGAGAAGUUUUGUGAGACCACCAUCGGAUGUAAGAAUAAAAACCACGGUGCUCUCCUGAAGGAACUCAUGCAGACCAACAACUUCAGAGUCACUGUAGUGGAGGAGUAUGACGUGGUGGAAAUCUGUGGAGCCCUGAAGAACAUCGUGGCGGUCGGGGCAGGUUUCUGUGACGGUCUGGGCUUCGGGGAUAACACGAAGGCAGCGGUGAUCAGACUGGGCCUGAUGGAGAUGAUCGCCUUUGCGCGAAUUUUCUGCACCGCUGGACGCGUGUCCUCUGCAACUUUCCUGGAGAGCUGCGGCGUGGCCGACCUCAUCACGACAUGCUACGGCGGCCGCAACCGCAAAGUAGCCGAGGCGUUUGUGAAGACCAAGAAGUCCAUUGAGGAGCUGGAGAAAGAGAUGCUGAACGGCCAGAAGCUGCAGGGGCCAGCGACAGCAGCUGAGGUCUAUCUCAUCCUCAAACACAAAGACCUCAUUGACAAGUUCCCGCUGUUCAAUGCAGUGUAUCAGAUCUGCUACCAGGACCAACCAGUCACAGAGUUCAUACGCUGUUUGCAGAACCACCCGGAGCACAUGUAACAGAACAAUAAAACUGACCAAGUGCCUUCUGAACGGAGAUCUUCCCCACUCUUCCUCUGUUGCUCGUCUGAAGCAGACGGGGGACGAUCCGUAACUCCACAGCCGUCGUUUGUCUCAACUGUCUCCGGCGCAGUCUGAACCGUAACAUCUGUGUGUUCAGCUCGGUUUUGACCACUUUGUUCUUAACAUUCAGUUUUUGACGUCUUAAAGUGCUUUCUCUCAUUCCCUGACUCAUACUGAAACUUGAAAGAUAGUUGUCUGGACCGAAUAUGAGGGUCCGACUACUCUUUGUUUUUGCCUGAGAAAUUCUUCUGGUGCCAGAUGAAAUCAAAAUGCAUGAUGUCAGUUUUAAAACAAGAAUCCACAUCAUGGUUAACGCAUGUCUUUGUCGGACCAUACAUGUUCAUCAGUUAACUGACUUUGAUAUGGCUUUACAUCACGCAUUCUAAUUUCCACAGGCCGACUCCUCAGGGCAUGGUACCUCAUCUCAAAUAGAUGUUGCCGUCCAGUGAGCGCCAUGUCCAUCAUCUCUACAAGUUAUUUAAUCAUAGAUGUGAUACCUCACUUUGUGUCUUACAUAAUUCACAGAUAUUUCCUGUCUUGUACUGUAUUAUUAACAAACUGUCGAUCGCACACAGCAACCUUUUUAAUAUGAACAUGCGAGUAAGUGCCUUCAGAUGCAGGUUGCUACAUCUUGGCCGUUGUCUCAUUUAGUGUUUUGGGUCAAACCAAAGACUUACAGCAUCUACUUAACGUCCGUCCACUUCGCCUUUUGUUACUGUGAACCUGCCUGACCCGUUUAUCAGUUAUGGCCAAUGUGUGUUGGAAAUAUGUCAACUUCUGUCUGUGAAUAAAUUAAAUCUUGUCGUCUCA